Messenger RNA from Lineus longissimus, 4353 nucleotides. Its product is annotated as inositol-pentakisphosphate 2-kinase-like. Gene Ontology annotation, molecular function: inositol-1,3,4,5,6-pentakisphosphate 2-kinase activity; ATP binding. Gene Ontology annotation, cellular component: nucleus. Gene Ontology annotation, biological process: inositol phosphate biosynthetic process. The transcript has 14 exons. The record is from RefSeq and is a predicted model, not a curated record. The coding region runs from base 284 to 1735 and encodes 483 amino acids. NCBI's taxonomy places the organism in Eukaryota, Metazoa, Nemertea, Pilidiophora, Heteronemertea, Lineidae.
UAUGUACUGAUGGAAUUUUAUAAAACGAUACAUUUUAUGCCAUUAUUAGGCAAGAUAAAAUACAACAACAAUUCAAGUAUUUACCAAGGUCUUUAUACUAUAUGAAUCAAUGAAUACUUAAUAUUUCAGCUGGGUUACAAUUGUUACAACACAGGUGUAUCUUUUCAACACCUUAUGGAGGCGCUGUUUAAAAAAAAUCAGGGUUAAUCCAUCAUAUUCCAUGUAAUCCAUGUAAUCAUGCAUAAAGUCAUUACCUCUCCAUAAAAGCAGAAUUCGAGGUAGGAUGGAGAAGGCUGAGCCACUUUCUUUCUCCAAGAGUUUAACUUACAGAGCUGAAGGACAUAAUGGACUUGUUUUGUCGCAUAAGUACAACAAGGUGGUUUAUCGCUUAAAGAAAACAAACAGAUUAGAAGAAAAAUCGUCUCAGGUUACUGUGCAUGACGAGGGAAAGGAUCAACUUCAGCAGGGCGUGGACUACAUCUAUAAAGUCCUCCAUCCCCUAGUGGGCAAUGAGUAUGUUAAACCCGUGAAAAUUGUGAGUUUGGAGGAAGGGCUGGUUGAUAAAGUCAACACAGAGUUUGUAAGGAAGCGACCUGGAUAUCGUCUCGAGAAAGUGGUUGACCCCUCAUGCCACUAUGCCUUACAAAUGCACGAUGCCUGUUUCAUUCCAAAGAGCACGUCUAGUCAUCCUACGUUCAGUGUGGAAAUUAAGCCAAAGGUUGGAUCAAUGCCGAUCAGAUCACAAACACCUGGUAUGAACCCGCUCAAGUAUUCAUGCUGCAGAUACUGUAUGCAUCAGUACCAAAAGUUAGCAACGAAGAAAUGGACCGAAGUCAGCAAGUAUUGUCCAAUCGAUUUAUUCUCAGGGGAUCCGAGACGGAUGAAACAUACAUUAAAAAAUCUUAUUGAGAUUCCGCAGAAUAAUUUACGAAUUUUUAAGAAUGGUAAAACUAUACUCAGUGAAGACACUAGACGGGAUUUAGAGUGUAUUCUCAACGAAGAUUUAAUAGACAAUACACCUGAUCAAGACGGUGUCGAUGAACUCAUGAGUCUUGUGGUGCAAGCGCUGAGACAUUCAAAAGAGACAGAACGUGGGACAAGUCGUUCUAAGCAAGCUUGUUGGAUGAGCAACUACCAACAAGCUAAAGAUCAUCAUUCAGUCAUCGCAGAAGACGUAUCAUUGCCGAAAGGAUGUGUCCUAGAUCGCAUUCUCCAGAUUCAGUUACUAGACGACCUAGGUAUCGAACAGCUGCAUAAAAUGUAUCAAAAUCUAGAAGAAAAAAGUCAGCUUGAUCAGUCCAGUGAUUUAUAUGGCCUGCACAAUCCUGACUAUGACACAUGGACGAUCACAUCCAUACCUCAGCCUACCGCAAUAGAUAUAGAUUACCAUUCGUAUAUGGUGCAAAAGGUAAAAGAAUACAUGGUGUCUGCCACACUGAAAGAUUGCUCAAUUCUAGUUGCUGUGCAACGGGUUGACCCAGGGGAAAAACUCAACAAUAACAACGUGGUGCUCGAAAGGAACGGGAAAUAUUACAGGUUUUCCGUGACCAUCAUCGACUUGGACAUAAAGCCGCCGGAGAAGGUGCCAGAUCAUUACAAACUUGAACAGACGAUCCUCAGCAUCAUUGAAUCACGUUUGGACAUUCUGGCCAUGUUGGAGAAGAAGGGAUUGGAUUUUAGCAACGGGAAGAUUAACAACAAGAAGUCACAUAUCGGGGCUAAUCAUAUACAGUAGAACCUCCCUGAUAAGGACACCUUUGGGACUCUCAUAUGCUGUCCUUAAUACAGAGGUCAAAUUGAAUUGAAACAACCAAUUUGGAACCAAAUCCAGCGUCCUUAAUAGAGAGGGUGUCUUAAUAGAGAGGUGUCCGGUAAGGGAGGUUCCACUGUAAUGUAAAAACCUGGUAUAUUUACGUGUUGUUUAUUUUUAUGUUUUCGAUAUAUAGCCAGGCGAUUACCGUCGGCUACAUUACGCCAGUUUUCGAGACUCGCACGGUGCAAGAUUCCUCUGUACAUUUUAUGUUAAGAAAAAACAACAGUUCCGACAAAAGUAAUGUAUUUUUUGAUUGCAUCAUUAUUUGAUUCGCAUCAUAUUUGAGAGCUUGAAUGAAUGAUAUAGAAUUUUAUAAUAAGGUAAUUUGGUUUUAUGUUGGUUCUCCUUAUUCAAUGACUAGUGUACAUUGUUUGGACUGUGAUUCACACCUCUAUUUAUUGGCGACCCAAGACACGGAUCCAGGAUCCAGAAGGUACCAGGCGCUUGAGUUGCCUGUUUCCAGAUAAGUGCCUCUUACAGUGGAGUAGCCAAACCUUCGCCGAGUUAUGGGAUCAGCCUCUGUCGAUUUCAAUGUCACGACUGACGUCGUGUCGGAAACACUAAAGACUGACCUGACCCCAUAAGUCUGCCAUUUUGUAUCAUCACAAACUACCUAACCACUAGGGUAUGAUGAUCAGGCGAAUGGGUAACUAUACCAAUUCCAGUUCAUUAUCAUCUUCCUAACUAAUGUCCAUAACCUCUGGUGGCCUGUAUGUUUUUUUGCUAUACACUUCUGAUAUCAGUAUGUAUGUGGUGCCAGUCUUAUUUUUACUUUUUGACAGAUUGUAUUGAUUCAUAUAUGUAUAACUUGCCUACAUGGACAUGGAAAAAGCACAUGUUUACCAACUUUUUUGCACAGGAAAUUGACUUGUUACCAUUCUGCCCCUCGUACAAUCCUGUCUACCUUAUGGUGUCUAUUGAGAAUGUUAAUAACAUAUCGUUUGACGAUCUCGUUUUCAAAUUCCAUGAUUGUUUUGCCUAUCAACAUAAAGGCCAAGUCAAUUUGGAGUUUUUAUUUACUGUAAAUUUGUUGCUUAAUGCUAUUUUGAAAAAACGAAUGCCAUGAAAAUGCUAAAUCUUUUGGUGGAUGUAGGUGCUUGGUUUAUUGGUGGAAGCAAGCAUUAAUAAACAGUAGUCCUUAUAGAUUCUUGGUGGCAGAGAUACUAGUGUAUGCUUUCAUUCCUCAAGGCGCUUUUCUGUAGCACUUGAAGGUUAAAUCAGUUCAAUGGAUUUACUCAAAUUGUCUACAGUUUCACCGUUGUCCACAAUGGCUUCUUCAGGACGGAUGCUCUAAUUGGCCAGUCUUGCAACAUCAUGUGAGUCAGUUAAGCCAGUCCUGAACAAAGCCAAUGUGGACAACAGUUCUUCUCUGUCAGCGUUUGUUCAGCAUUUUGAGGGAGUAUUCCUCCUCCAAGGCGAGAUAAUCUUUUUUUAAGCGUGCCGCUACGGUUAAUACUUAGGUGCCAAUAAGGUUUACUGACCUGAUGACUCUAUCUUCGACCUGAGGUAUUUAAAGGCUACACAAGCUACUCAUGUUUCUCGCUUGAUGGGGAAAGAACGUCGGUUUUAAGUCUCAUUUUAAGGACUGACAAGUGCCAGGACUUUUAGUUCCUUGAAAGCCAUGCCGGUUGAUUCAGAAAUAUCAUCCUGGGUUCUCCCUAAUAUCGAACCGAGGCCCCUCUACUUAGUAGCCAGCAGUGUAUACCACUGAAGGCUAUCAGGCUCCUCUGAGAACAACAUUAAAACUGUUACAAUUUAUUUGCAAAUCCAAAUCCAGUGAUUUAACUUUCAAGUUAUAUUGGUGGAAGAGGGGUUGCUAGUUAGACAUUAAAUGUGCUUUUCAAAAACAGCUUCCGGACUUGGGUUUUAGCUGAGCUGGCCAAGAGCUCAAGUGACGUCAGCAUGUCAGCCAAGAUUAUCUUCUCUGCAUCACGGUCUCCUAUCAAAUGAAUACACAGGUUACGCCUUACAAUAAACUUGCCCAAAUCUUUCCAAAACAAAUUAUAGGGGGGUACAAGCCAGGUAAUUAGACGACCUUCGAAUAACUUUUAACAAAGGUAGUUAGAGGAAUGAAAAGCACUCAUUUCACCCCUCUUUUAGACCAGCCACAAAAGAUUCUGGCGAGUUGUUGUCGUGUGUAACUGGUAUAUUCACUGUGAUUGGCCAUUGUAUACAUGCCGUGACAAUUAUUCAGGAUGUCAACGUGCCAGUAUUGUAUUUUGGCAAACAGUCUCAGUAUUGUGAGUUUUUAAGUAUUUUCAUAAGAGUGUUGUACUGAGGUAAAGAAUAAUCUAGAAUAAUUGAUAGGAUUGUUUUUUUCAUGUGUUUAGUGUCAUUACUAAUUGAGUGUGUUUUAAGUUGGGUUAUCAUUUGCAGUGCCUAAUUUCAUGUUUAUAAAGGGUCUUUGCCCCUUUUGCAAAUUACAAAUAUUUUUUGGCCAAACAGCGUGAAAAUAUACUGGGUUAUUUCUAGUUAGGGCAUGUCUCAGUAUUACCAGUACUAAAUAAAUAGUCUUGAUGAGAAGAAGAUAUUUGCUGAUA